Messenger RNA from Laccaria bicolor S238N-H82, 240 nucleotides. RefSeq lists its product as uncharacterized. The coding region runs from base 1 to 240 and encodes 79 amino acids. Lineage: Eukaryota; Fungi; Basidiomycota; Agaricomycetes; Agaricales; Hydnangiaceae. The transcript has 4 exons. The record is from RefSeq and is a predicted model, not a curated record.
AUGGAUUUACUCGGAAGCGCCUCCCAAGUUUACGAAAUGGACCGCCCAUCCGUUCAAAUUUCAGUUCUGCAGGAAAAUCGAGUCUAUGAGCAGAAAUUGAGCUCAACAAGAACAACCUUCCGAGUUUGCGAAACAUCGCGCCCAACCGUUCAAAGUCGGCGUUCGGUUUUGCAGAGAAAUCAAGUCUUUUACCAGAAAAUGAGACCAACAGGAACGACCACCCGAGCUUACGAAACAUGA